UGCGUACGUAGUGGCUCUCGCAAUCCGAAGUACCAUCGAGGCCGCGCAGCACGGGCCACGAAAGAUCCAACAUCAAAGCCAUGACAUCCGUAGUCAGUUUGGCUCAAACGUUAUGACUCGUGUGUUGCCUUAGCAACACAGUCCAAGUCGAACCGCGUACCUUGUGCUUUACCGCUAAAUGGUGGCAUUUCUGAAUUAUGGUCUUACAUGGUUUCUUGUUUCGCGGAUCCACUUUGCAUUGUCUUUAAGUCAGACACCAGUUCCAGAAUUUGUGACGAAAAGUAUCGACAGCGAGAAGAGGCAGUUCCAGUCCGUGCUAAUCAUUGGGUCUUCCGUCGAUAGGUACGCCGUGGGCAUGAAUUACCCGCACCAGACCUUCACGUUCAAGUCCUUCAAGUUGCAGCACAACGUCGUCUUCGACGACAAACGCAAUACCGGCGUGGCGGUCCUUCAGCAUCCAGGCGUGGGCCUCAACGGAAAUUUGGAGGAGCCGUUCUGGAACCCUGGCAUUGGCCACACCACAGUGAAAACCAACGCAAAGAGGCCCGCAGGGACGAAGCCCCCAGGGACCGCAUGGGAGUCCCCGCAGGAGGCGAGCUGGCAAUAUCAGCCCACGUAUAAGGUCAUCCAGGCAGCACCCGAACUUGCUCGCACCGCUUUCGGGCAAGCGCCAGACCUGGUCGUGGUCGAGUCUUCGCUGUGGGAUUUGGCCACUUGGUGGCAGCAAUUGGGCCAUCGAGCCACGCCCAAGCGAUUGCAGCACUGGUGCAAUCACGAUCUGCCGUACCUGCUAAAGAAUGUAACGGACAUUUUCAAGCAGAGCCGAGUCGUCUUCCGGACCGCGCCGACGGUCGCCUUGUGGAACAACGAGAGGUGGACGCAGGCGGAUUUCGAUGCGUUGCACGACUGCGUCAAACGCAGGUCGGCAGGCACGGGCAAGGUCUUCGAGAACGUCGGGGUGAUCGAUUACCACCAGAUCAUGGAUACUCUCAUUUCGAGUACGGCCAAGGACAGCCUCGAUGGCCUCUGGAAGCCAGACGGGUACCACCCAUCGGCGGUGCCUGGGCGCCUGUACCUCAACGAGAUCUUCAAGCUCCUCGGAGUGCAGCCGCUGACGGCUCCUGAAUAUGGGCGCCGUGUUUUCGGCGAGAAUGAGGAUUUUUAUGUGGAGGCCGACGAUGUUUUCUAGGGGCUCACGAGUGCCACCAUAUUGCAUCUUUUAUCAAGAGUCUUCCUUCGCCAAGCUCCGCGAGACGCGGACAGGAUGGCGGUCGCGGUUCAACAGAUCGAUGAGACAAAAGCCCA
Prorocentrum cordatum is the source of this 1305-nucleotide messenger RNA. The record is from the annotation of a GenBank genome assembly. NCBI's taxonomy places the organism in Eukaryota, Dinophyceae, Prorocentrales, Prorocentraceae.